Messenger RNA from Ectocarpus sp. CCAP 1310/34, 1686 nucleotides. Lineage: Eukaryota; Phaeophyceae; Ectocarpales; Ectocarpaceae. The record is from the annotation of a GenBank genome assembly.
UUCUCCCUCUGGUAAGCAUUCGGCACACGCAAGACGGCGAGCUGAAGGAGACUUGGCGGCGCUAUAAACAACACGGAGAUUCACGGGGGGGGGAAAGCGAUGGACUUGGCAACGUUCUACUUUGUGUGCGUGAUCGCGUUCAACAUAGCUGUGUUCAACGAGCUCGCGUGGGGUUUAUUCGGCGCCGGGCUCGGUCGGGCUCACUCCGAUUGAGAUUGAGGAGCAAACACAGGAGUGGAAAGGCGAAGAAGAAGAAGAAGGUAGAUUGCAUCCUCAAGUUCCUUGGGGCGAUACUCCCGCAUCCUGACUGCCCUUGCCAAGAUCGCCGACUAGCUGCUGGACGAAGAGCGAUCGCGGAAGGGGCAGUGAACGAACGGCGGACGCGUGACAUGAGUGUACCAUGUUUAAAAAAUCCCGGUUUCUUUUGCUCCGUGGCUCGAUUUAUAAGCAAGGUCGGUACCCCCCCACCCGCCCUUGGAUGGUAGGAAUGGUAGCGGUGGUAGGUGGUGCAUGUGUUCCUUCGACAUGAGGUAGAUAGUUCCCUCCGUUUUUUUCAGGGUGAGGUGCGAAAGGGUAUUUCAAGUUACGAUAGACCAAUCCUUCUCCCUCCUACGUGUGUAUUGUGUUGAGUACCAUUGCAUCGGGGGGUGGCAUCACCGUUUACUCGCGGAAAUUGUUCAUAAAACCGGUUAAGAGUUGUGCAUGGCUUCGCCAUCGUAAGAUUUAGGAAAGAGGGGUAUUUUAUUACGGGCGUUGGGUUGUAUGUGGUACCAGAAGGACUAGGAAACGGGUGUGACUUUGCCGUUUAUCUUGCUGCCUGCGUUGCGCAUGAAGCGGCUAAACUCUCGACAGGGGGGGGCGCGAGAGGACGUGCCGGGUGGGAGGUUGGAACCCUUCGGUGCCAACGUGGUCAGUGAUACUUGUACAGGCGACGGGGUUUGUCGGCUCAGUUUGGUGUGUGGUCCGGUCCGUCUUGUGGGAGUAGGUUGUAGCUUCGGGAACGCCAAGAGGAAGACGGCCUCUCUCUACUCGGGUGUCUCUGACAGAAGUACAAUGUCUGACAGAAGUACAGUGUCUCCGGCUGAAGUGCAAUAGAAUAGAUAGUGGGGGUCCCCGAAUAAAGCGGUCUGAACAAGACCGUCGGCCUAUAUCAGGCGGGUGAACUUGGCUGGCAAAGACAGAACAAUCAAGUUGUUCUACACAUUGAAGAAGGCGACCGCCCCAUAUAAGGCUGUCACUACCAGCUAGCCGCCCCACCGCCUUGUUCAUGGACCCCCAAAGUGUUGUAGCUCUCGCGUCCCCCCCCCAAGGUUUGCGCCUCAAGUUUGUUGGUGGCUUGGUGACCUGUCAAUUUGGCUGGGUAAAAUACCAUAGGGUUUCGUGAUGAUGUCAGGCACGUUUGGUUGGUUGGCUCCAAGUCCGCGGUACGAUCUAUGUUGGCUCCACGUGUUCGCCGCUCGCUUAAAUCCAUUGGAAUUGUUAUGGGGCUUCGGUUCGUUUCAUGGAUAAGGGUUAGGGCUAGGGUAACCCUAGCCCGUUCCGAAAGUCUUCCCGCCGGGGUGCAUGGUUUUUACGAGCCUGCGCUUUCGGGAUAUAUACCUGUCCCGAUCGCUUGCCUUGUAGGAUUUUUUUGCGUCCCGUAUCUCGCCUUCCUCGGGGUAGGGUGUCUACACGUGUAUGAGACGC